CUCCAAGAAGUACUUAAGGGUUGCCUACAUUGCAGAGAUGGUGCAUCCUCGCAUCAAUCGUCCAGUCCUCACCCUAACCAGUCAUGAAGUCAAAAUCUGCCGAAGCUGCAUUGCCCCAGGGUGACUCUACCAGUGUCACCUCAUACCCUUCCCAAGCGAGGUCCAUCGACCCCGCAGCCGAGGCUAGACUCCUUCGCAAGCUCGAUUGGCACUUGCUACCAUGGAUCUGUAUCGCCUACCUCAUCAAUUAUCUGGACCGAUCCAACCUUGGAAAUGCCAAGACUUUGAACUCGAAUGUCCAUGGGGCAUCACUCACCUCAAAGGUCGACCUGACAGGUCAGAGAUACUCAUUGGUGGUAGCUGCCUUCUUUGUGCCUUAUGUCCUGCUUGAGUUCCCCAGUAACUUCUUUCUGAAGAAGUACACUCCUUCGAGAUGGAUCGCCAGAAUCAUGUUGGGUUGGGGUAUCGUCACUGCUUGCCAGGCUGCCGUCACUACCUACUCUGGCUUGAUCAUUUGCCGAGUCUUCUUGGGUAUUGCGGAAGCAGGUUUCUUCCCCGGCUGCAUUUACUACCUCAGCUUCUGGUACCGACCGGAAGAGCGUGCACAGCGAAUGGGUAUCUUCACUUCCUUCGUGGCCGUCUCUGGAGCCUUCUCCGGACUUUUGGCUACUGGUAUCAGCUUCCUCAACGGCAAAGGAAACUUGCAUGGCUGGCAGUGGCUCUUCAUUCUGGAGGCCAUUCCUGCCGUUAUCAUGAGCGUUCUCAUUUGGUUCUUCAUGCCCGAUUUCCCAGAGACGGCCAAGUUCCUCACUGAAGAGGAACGUACCCUGUUGCUCUCGCGAAUGAGCGAGGAGAACCCUUCCGCUAAGGAUGCCAAUGUCGACUGGACCGCGCUCCGCAAGACUGUCCUGUCUAGUCAAUUCUGGCUUUUCGCAAUCGCUUACUUCUGCAUGACCAACUCUCUCAACGCUUCUGGAUACUUUCUGCCUACGCUCAUCAGCGACAUUGGCUUUUCUGGCUGGCGUGGUCAAGCUAUGACCGUUCCUCCCAACGUCUUCGCAUGCAUCAUCAUCAUCGGCAACUCCGUCUGGAGUGACAAGCGCAAGGAACGAAUCCUGCAUACCCUCGGAGGCUUGGUGAUCAUCGGUCUGGGAUACAUUCUGCUCGCCGCUACAAAGACGAACGCACCCCGACUGGUGGGAUGCUUCCUCAUUGUCUGCACAAACGCUGCAGUCAUGCCUUUCCUGGCCUUCCGAAUGUCGACCGUCAGUGGACACACUGCCACCGCCAUUGCCUCGGGAGGAACAAUUGCCUUUGCCAACAUUGGUGGUAUCACAGCUCCCUUCCUCUUUGCCGACACCAGUAACUACUACAGGCAGGGCAAUUACACCGUCUUUGCCAUGCAAAUCUUGGCCGCAUUCAUCGUCCUUUACCUCUGGUACCGAUAUGGAUCCUCGGCAGUAUACGCUUCGGACCUGCGAUCGGAAGAUGUGGAGAGCAUGCCUCGGCUGCCACAGGGUGCUGAGUUUAGCGAGCACCAGGCUGCCGCUGGUAAGGAAGGUGAAGAGGACAAGAGGCAGGGAAAGUAGUGGGAGCGCGUCAAAAAGUCACCGUACUGUACCCAGAGUCUCGACUACAAUUUACGUCACAUCGUUUAGUAGAAAAAGAGUCGCAUUGAUUUGAACGUGACAAGAUUCUUACGAACCUAGCGACCUACUAACGGUGACAAAGGGAAUGGAGCUUGAUACAUGAAAUCGGCUGAUCUCUGCAAGACGAGAUGUUUACCUUGCGAACCUGAUUCGCUGCUGCUAAGUUCUGAGUGGAUACAAAACCCCGAAGUAUGACCCCUUUGCAGCACCUGUCGAGGCUCAAACCU
Molecule: messenger RNA, 1876 nt
Organism: Microstroma glucosiphilum
Lineage: Eukaryota; Fungi; Basidiomycota; Exobasidiomycetes; Microstromatales; Microstromataceae
Product: major facilitator superfamily transporter
Exons: 3
Coding region: 84-1589 (501 amino acids)
Biological process (GO): transmembrane transport
Cellular component (GO): membrane
Molecular function (GO): transmembrane transporter activity
Source: RefSeq, a predicted model, not a curated record